AUGGAGAGGCAGCUCGAGGGUGAGGCGGACCUCCCAACCGCUGGCGACAGCCCACGAUGCGACCCAGUCGGCGACGACGAGGACGAGAUGAGCAUUUGCGACGCCGUCGACGAGGCGGAGACGGGGUCCAACACGAUCAGCCCGGCAGCCGCGACGGCGGCAGGAGGCGAGGCGAGCAGCAGUGCUCCAGGAGGCGAGACGGUCCUCGGGCGGCGCGAGCGAGGGGAGGCGCUCGACGACGAGGCGCCGACCGUGAUGGCGGAAGGCGACGAGGCGAGCAGCAGUGCCCCACCAGCAAAGCGGCCGCGCGGAACAAAAUCGAAGCCGAAGAAAGGAGGGAGGAAGGCCAAGAUGGGAGCCAAACAAAUCGAUAGCGAGAGAAACAGAGAGAGCGCGCGUGACCAGAGGAGUUCAUGA
Molecule: messenger RNA, 417 nt
Organism: Emiliania huxleyi CCMP1516
Lineage: Eukaryota; Haptophyta; Isochrysidales; Noelaerhabdaceae
Exons: 1
Coding region: 1-417 (138 amino acids)
Source: RefSeq, a predicted model, not a curated record